AUUCAUUCAUUACUAUUUUAUAAUACUUACUUUUCAGUUGUCCUUCUGACACUAACACCUGGUACAUUGGCCAGCAUUGUCAGGUGUAUGUUCACUUAUGGAUGCCAAUUCUAUUCUUUGUUGUUGUUUUCCUUGUAUUGGUCAUCAUAGUGCUGGCGUUCUGCUUCUUUUACCACAGCAAGCCUUCAGAAAAGAAACCACCAGUCGAACAGUUAAAAGGAAAAACAUACAAGAACAAACACGCAACUGCGCAGCGAAAAAAAGAUUCGACAACAGAAAAUACAACAAAUACAAAGCGUCUCGCUCUAGAGCCUAGAGCUCCGAUUGUUACAACCGACAACCAACCAUCAAGUCAUUUUAAUACUCAAGACAACAGCGCAAAGCGACACAUCUCGUUUCAAAAACGCAGCUUAGACGAAAGAUCCUCCUCAUCAAGCGAUACUGAGCAUAUUGAACCGUACGCAGAGGUAAGAGUGGACCAUGGGUCCUCAAUGGAGGACUCCGACAGCUCUUCUUUAUCCUCCGGGAACGAUGUUUCGAUCACUCCAUACAAUCCUGCGAGAGUUGACCCUAGAUCCCUCGAAGAAGAUGUUGAAAGUGAAUCUUCGACGUCAACAGUCUCAUCAAUGUCAUCCAUACAUACGCCUAGUAUUGUUCCUCAUGAUCCGCAAGUGAGGGAUCGAAGCCAACCAGAACCGCAGACGAGGCAACCAUUUAUAAGCAUGAUUUGAAGUAAUCACUGCACGAAACUAAACACUUCCACUUUGUUUGUUCAUAUGAUCGUUUUUAUGAGCGACGAAAUAAAUAUAUGAAUGAGAAAUACACAAUGUACAACGCUAUGUACAAAGCGACAUUUUGAAAUCAUCUUGUGAACAGCAAAGAUUAUAAACUGUCGUACGUUUUCAAUACUUUCGUUUUGAAACAUAUUUUGCGCCCUUUACAGUUUGUCAUUCCCUCCGCCCUUUUCUCUUUUUGAAAGCGCAGGAGAAAUGGGAUGUGUCAACAUAACAUGCUCUACCAACAAAACUACGAUGCUGUGUGUGUGCGUGUGUGUCGCUGGAUAUUUCCAGCAGUCGCUAUAGUCGUACAGCUUUACCGUCAUGCCUGGAAACAGCUAUACAGAACCAUAGACCGUUAACAUUGAAAGGAUAAUAUCGGAUUUUGUAUCAUUAUAUGAACCGGCUUUAUAGGCAGCCGUAUAGCGACGAGAGGUCUUGGUAGAUAAGGUAUAUAUGAUAUAAAUGACAUUCAGUAUGUCAGUAAUCUUUUAGCGGCUCAUCUGGUAUAAAAACGCAAUGUAUUUUCAAUGAUUCGUCUGCUAUCUGGCAAAACUUCUUAAAAAAUUCUACGCAUCCUUUUUUAUACCAUUUCAGCCACAAAAGGAGUAAUUACAUUGUGUUUGGUGGCAGAUGUAACAGAAUACUUGAGUUUGCCAAUAACUGAAACAUCGGUUUCGAAAUGAGAUUAAUUAAUAGCAGAGAUAUGUCACCAACUAUUCUGGUGGUUCUUUAUAUAAACGCAUUCUGUUCUAUACUAGUAAAUUCGCAGCGAAACGGAGAAUUUCCUUUGACAUUCCAGCCCUACCCUCCGGUUUCUAAAGUUACUUUGCUAAAUAAGGUGUACACAACCGGUGUGACGAUACGUAAUAAAACAAACGACGCAUUCAAUCAAACCAUAUUUACAAAUGCAGCAAAUAAUUUUUAUGGAGGAACGCCGAGCUUGUCGGGUUUCAUUAGUGUUGUCAUCAAAUCCAGUGUUCAUCGCGUGGACGGCCAAACGGUUGUUUACGAUGUGACGUACAACUAUACAAGCUUAAACGAAAGCGUUGUCGGCUCCGAUGUUGCCAUCACGCUAAAUAUAGGCAAUGCUAAUGCUGUCAAGACAGGACUGGAAAACGAUACCGCUUUCAGUUCUUUGUAUACUGUUGAUAAUUCAAGCAUCGAGUUUCAAGGCAACUCAUUAUGUAUUGUUAAUACUGUAUGUGGUGGGACAUACGAGUAUUGCAAUGAGACCAUUAAUGGCGUCAGUAUCAACUGUCUUCCCAACUGUUACACUGGCAUAUGUCUCAAUGAUGCGUGGUGCAUACAAGGGGAUCCGAACACACAACCGAUUUGCAGUUGCCGUGGUAGUACUGUGUGGUGGUAUGUGGGCGGCAGAUGCGAAACUUUGCUCCACAUCUGGAUGUUGGUUUUGUUGGUUCUCUUCGUUGCAGCUGUGCUUAUUCUCAUUCUUAUUAUCACCAUCGUUCGUAUCAGGAAUUUAAAGAACAAGAAAUUUAACGAACCAAAAGUGAAAGAUAAGAAACCGUUUUUCAAGAAAAAGACGGAAGACAUCAAACACAAACUUGCGCCUCAAGCGAAACAUAAUUCGACUUCUGACCAUGAGGUACCACGUGAAAAUCUCCGAAGAAGCGAGAGCAGCGGAGAAGAAGAGCGACCGCCUCAAGAUGAAUCUUCAACAAGAGAUAUUACUGAAACCCCACCUCCGCCAUCCGCUCGUGAUGGACACGAUUCCAGCAGCAGCAGUGAUUCUUCCGAUGACAACACUUCAGUACAGAAUCGCAGUCAAGGAAACGAAAACGAUGAAAGCAGUAGCGACGAAAAUCAACCUGUUGGCCAAGUUGCAGUUGUAGCGACCCGGCUACCAUCGUCAUCAGACAGUAGUUUCAGUUCAGGUGACGAGCCGUCUGUUAUAGAGAACUACAGUCCAAGCCCAGGUGCCGGUGCGCAUUUGUACGCAACUGUGAAUAAACCGAAACCUAAAGCACGCACUGUAGCUGUGGAAGAUCCAACUGUUCCUAAGAUAACAACUGUAUGAUGUAUUGGUGGAAACGAAAUCAAACCAAAUAUGUAGAAUACCACAAAAGUUUCUUCAAUACCAUAUCUACAUCAAGCAUGAAUAUGUAUAUUCAAUAUCUAUAUAUAUUGCAUAUAUGCGGCAAUGAAUGUAACUUGCUUUAUCUUCGCGUGGUCGG
Ciona intestinalis (vase tunicate) is the source of this 2974-nucleotide messenger RNA. Lineage: Eukaryota; Metazoa; Chordata; Ascidiacea; Phlebobranchia; Cionidae. The record is from RefSeq and is a predicted model, not a curated record.